UGCUUCUUGAUUUCCUCUAGUUUUGCUUGUUUCUGAUCUUCAAACAAACUUAGCAUAACACAAAAGAAACCUGAGUAAACAAUACACAUUUUUUAAAUGAGUAUUUCAAAUGUUCUCCAGCACCUACAUCACCCAUGCGAAAAAGUAAUUGCCCACAUGGUCACUCAAGCAACUACUGUACCAAAUUUAAAUGAUGAUGGGUUAAAUUAAACCAGACACACACAGACUUCAUUGCUGCAAGCCCUAAUGAGUCUAAGCAGCACUUAAACAGAACCUUUCCAGCCAUGCGAAGUUGACGGCAACAACUCAGCAAACAGCACACCAUACCUUUUUUUAUUACUAUGAAGCUCAAAAACAAUUGUUAUGAAUACGCAAAAACAGAGGAAUUCACAGCACGGUAUUUACCAGACGUCCAUACCUCAGAAAACAGGCUGGCUCUCAAAUUCACAGCUCAGGCUUAAAAAUCAGCUUCAGGUAUUUUUACUCUUAGUAAUUAUCAGUCACCAUAUAAUAUACAAUUGUUCUGUUCUUGGUCAUUUUUUUAAAACCAGUUUGACAUUUCCAUAUGUAUUUUGUUACUUAUUAAAAUAUUUGCACAAUCGCUAUAUUUUUAGAGGCCAACAAUUCUAAAUUAAUGCUCUGAACAAAUAAACUGAAGGCCAAUCUAGGUAUUUUUGGAGCUAAUACUCGCGGAGCACUGUGCAGGAAUGUGGACUGCCCGGCUCAUGUGUCAAUCACAGCUGACUGGCACUUCGCUAUUCUUUCUGACUGCUUCCUAAUCCCUAAAUAGGGAGGGGGGGGGAUGGCACUUCAAAUUCAUGAAUUAUACAACCCCUCCCGCCCCUGGAUCUCCCCGCUUCCCAAACACACUAGCAGAAUGUUCCCUGGGGGCCUCGGUCCUGCCACCCACAGACCCACCGCUGUAACCCUACAUUACUACUUACAUCCCGGCUUUGUUAUCGUUCCUUUCUCCCAUUUUACUCUUCUUUUAACCCCCUUGUGACUGCAUUGUUUUGCACUUAAAGGAGCCCCCCGCCCCUCCAUUGGCCGAGUGAUUCCAGCCUAUAUAAAUGAACCGACCUUAGCCUCACCCCCGUUAACAGGCACACACCGCUACCGGCGCAGGAAAAGAAACAUCCUUAAAUAGAUGCGGUAAAAUUGUCAUUCGUAGUUUUAUUUCAGAUAUAAAACAAAUACCUCAGACACACAGGCCUAUAUGCGACUUCUUUCAGUUGUAUGAGAUUAUUUGCUUAUAUAAUAUACCCUGCCAGUAAAUAGGCAUACUGGUCCUAAAUUACAUUAAUUUGCGCUGGGCACUGCAGUGCUUAUAAUGAAGCUACGCGAUUCCCCGAAGGAAAAGACGCACCGCCAGGUGUCAAAGCCGCAGAUGGAGAGGCGCCGGAGGGCACGAAUCAACGGCUCCCUCGGCGAGCUCCGGGCAUUGCUGCUGCGAUCACACACCGCAAAGUCUUGCUGCAGGUCGAAGAUGGAGAAAGCGGACAUCCUUGAACUAACGGUUCGGUACCUGAAAGCCUUAACACAGGCGCCAGAUCCUGCUGACUCCGCGAUGUGCGUGAGCCGCUCCUGCGCUGGUUACGCAGAUUGUGCAAACGAAGGCAGCCGGUUUCUCCGCGCCAGCGAAGGGGUCCGGGGCGCUGUCAGGGCCGCUUUGCUCCAUCGAAUUUCGGAUCAGACUGCGGCGCUCGCACACGGCGCACUGACUCCGCAGUUUGCUCCAUUUUCUUACCAUGCCCCAUCCGUCCACGGCUUUUCUUUCCUAUCCGACUGUGACCCUUCUCCGCUGGAUACCCAUCCUCCGCCGGUGCCCGCUGGACAGAUCUUAUCUCCUCCUGUCGCCAAUUCCGCUUCCCAGCCGCUUCACCUGCUCGCCUUUGAAACGGCCGAUAGCGCACAGAUGGUAAGCGAUCGGCACAGACGCCGGCACGUAUUCAGCCCAAACAGCAAGACACGGAGUGCGACCACAUGGGUCUGGAGACCGUGGUAGUGCACUGCCCAUAGGCCAAGGCUCCGGGACUCACGCGUGCAGGUCUGUGCAUUACAGAGAAAUAAAUUGUAACAGAGAAUGAUACAUAUACUAAGCAGCCACUCCGACUGCAUGGACGCUGCAAAUGUUUUUCUUUAUACUGUGUUAAAAAAAAAAACACGCACUU
Messenger RNA from Paramormyrops kingsleyae, 2171 nucleotides. The record is from RefSeq and is a predicted model, not a curated record. Lineage: Eukaryota; Metazoa; Chordata; Actinopteri; Osteoglossiformes; Mormyridae.